GUCCUCUUUAUGAGAUAAAGCAAAGCGCAGAAAGUCCCUUUGGGUUAAGCCUUUUUGACACUAUCUUUGACACACACACACACACAUUGAAAAUGAAGGUUUUUCUCCUGGCGCCUCUCUGCUUUCUCUACACUGUCUCUGCUCUUGCACCUGCUCCUUUGGAAGGACUCCUCUCAAAUGGCAACUUUGAAGAGAAACCAAAACCCACUGACAUCAAGAAAACAGUGCUUCAAGGCAAAAAUGCACUUCCUAAAUGGGAAAUCAAUGGCUUAGUUGAGUACAUUUCUGGCGGACCACAGCCCGGUGGAAUGUACUUUGCCGUCCCCCAUGGCGUCCACGCCGUGAGGCUCGGGAACGAGGCCUCGAUUUCCCAAACAAUCCCAGUCAAGAAGGGAUCAUUAUAUGCACUUACAUUUAGUGCAUCAAGAACUUGUGCACAAGAUGAGGUGCUGAGGGUUUCUGUUCCUCCACAAUCAGGAGACCUCCCUCUACAAACUCUGUACAGCAGCAAUGGUGGUGAUACUUAUGCCUGGGGAUUCAGAGCCAGUUCUGAUUCUGGGAAGGUUAUUUUUCACAAUCCUGGAAUGCAAGAAGAUCCUGCUUGUGGGCCUCUCUUGGAUGCUGUAGCUAUCAAAGAACUUUUUCCUCCGAAGCCCACCAAAGCAAACUUGGUCAGAAAUAAUGGUUUUGAGGAGGGUCCUCAUCGCCUGUUCAACUCUUCCCAUGGUGUCCUGCUGCCUCCAAAACAGGAAGAUCUUACGUCUCCACUUCCUGCUUGGAUUAUUGAAUCCCUCAAGGCUGUGAAGUUCAUAGACUCGAAGCAUUUCAGCAUUCCCUUUGGACAUGCAGCAGUGGAACUUGUUGCAGGCCGAGAGAGCGCCAUUGCACAAAUCAUCAGGACAGUCCCCAACAAGGUCUAUAAUAUUUCAUUCACUGUGGGAGAUGCAAAGAAUGGUUGCCAUGGAUCAAUGAUGAUUGAAGCAUUUGCUGCUAAAGUUACCAUGAAAGCCCCCUUCAAGUCGGAAGGAAAGGGGAAGUUUCAGACUUUCAGAUUCCAGUUUAAAGCAGAAUCAUUCAGGACCAGAUUAACUUUCUUCAGCUCUUUUUAUCACACCAAGGUCAAUGACUUUGGAACUCUUUGUGGCCCUGUUCUCGAUGAAGUUAUUGUAAUUGCUGCAGCUAAGAGUUAAUCUCCCCACAUCAAGCCGCAUGAGGAGCUUCUAUGUUAUGUUUAAUAGAGUUCUUGAAGUGAACAUUCAUAAUCUUCGUUUGUAGUCUAGCCAUCGAUAUAGCACAAGCUGCAGUUCUGUAAUCGUAUAAAACUAUGUUAGUGCUGAAUGAUUUGGUACUUGUUUAUGCUCCUUCGGUUCAUUAUUGUUUUCACUUGAAAUUCUGCAUCAUGUUAGAGAAAUAAGUGAUAAAUUCCAUGUGGUUAUGUUA
Molecule: messenger RNA, 1440 nt
Organism: Olea europaea var. sylvestris
Lineage: Eukaryota; Viridiplantae; Streptophyta; Magnoliopsida; Lamiales; Oleaceae
Exons: 3
Coding region: 93-1190 (365 amino acids)
Cellular component (GO): cell wall; plasma membrane
Source: RefSeq, a predicted model, not a curated record